Molecule: messenger RNA, 2255 nt
Organism: Athene cunicularia (burrowing owl)
Lineage: Eukaryota; Metazoa; Chordata; Aves; Strigiformes; Strigidae
Gene: PDE7A
Product: phosphodiesterase 7A
Exons: 11
Coding region: 196-1518 (440 amino acids)
Molecular function (GO): 3',5'-cyclic-AMP phosphodiesterase activity
Source: RefSeq, a predicted model, not a curated record
UCUGAAUGCUUAUCACAUGCUUCUGGCAAGUAUGCUUAGGCAGAGAGAUUUUGACAAGAAAGCAUGCGAUUGCAUGUUUAACAAGUCUUCAAACUUUGUUUUGAAUUUCACCUUUAAAACAAAAAGCAUUGAAGCAGGCCUAUUGUUUGAAUAACCCUCCUCCAUUAAGUACGUGAAUCUUUACCCCUCCAGGCUAUGUUCAUUUGCAUUUUAUCUCUGCCACUCUUCCACACUUUUAUUUCACUCUUGACCCUGUUUCUAGGAGAUGUGCGAGUAAGAAGUCGGGCAGGAUUUGAAACAGAGAGAAGAGGUUCUCAUCCAUACAUUGAUUUCCGUAUUUUUCACUCAAAUUCUGAAAUCGAGGUGUCUGUGUCUGCGAGAAAUGUGAGAAGGUUGCUUAGUUUCCAGCGAUACCUGAGAUCUUCCCGUUUUUUCCGUGGUAUCACUGUUCCAAAUUCUUCAAACAUUUUAGAUGAUGAUUAUAAUGGACAAGCAAAGUGUAUGCUGGAGAAGGUUGGAAAUUGGAAUUUUGAUAUUUUUCUUUUUGAUAGACUGACAAAUGGAAACAGUCUAGUCAGCUUAACCUUUCAUCUGUUUAAUCUUCAUGGACUAAUUGAACACUUCCAGUUAGAUACGAUGAAACUUCGUAGAUUUUUGGUUAUGGUUCAAGAAGAUUAUCACAGUCAAAACCCUUAUCAUAAUGCAGUUCAUGCUGCUGAUGUGACUCAGGCCAUGCACUGUUACUUAAAAGAGCCCAAGCUUUCCAAAUCUUUAACUCCAUGGGAUGUUCUUCUCAGUUUAAUAGCAGCUGCCACACAUGAUUUGGAUCACCCAGGUGUUAACCAACCUUUCCUAAUUAAAACAAACCAUUACUUAGCAACUUUAUAUAAGAAUACCUCAGUAUUGGAGAACCAUCACUGGAGAUCAGCAGUGGGGUUGCUGAGAGAGUCUGGUUUAUUUGCACAUAUGUCAUUAGAAAACAGGCAGCUGAUGGAAAGCCAGAUAGGUGAUCUCAUUCUUGCCACAGAUAUCAGUCAGCAAAAUGAGUAUCUGUCCAUGUUUCGAUCCCAUUUGGAUAGAGGAGACCUAUGUUUAGAGAAUGCGAACCAUCGUCACUUCAUUUUACAGAUGGCUUUGAAGUGCGCUGAUAUUUGUAAUCCGUGUCGGACGUGGGAGCUGAGUAAGCAGUGGAGUGAAAAAGUAACAGAGGAGUUCUUCCAUCAAGGAGAUAUUGAAAAAAAAUAUCACUUGGGUGUGAGCCCACUUUGUGACCGACAGACGGAAACUAUUGCCAACAUCCAAAUUGGUUUUAUGACCUACUUAGUGGAGCCACUGUUUGGGGAAUGGGCCCGGUUCUCAAAUACCAGGCUGUCGCAGACGAUGCUUGGCCACCUGGGACUGAACAAGGCUAGCUGGAAGGGAGUGCAGAGGGAACAGUCCGGCAGUGGUGACGAUGUUGACCCCGCUUUUGAGGAAAUGGACUCAGACAUAUUACCUCAGGAACCUCGAUUGUCCUGACCUCAAUCUUCAUGACAAAACUGCCUCUUCUCUUGGUAUCUGCACGGUUGGAUUAAAGGAGAUACUUGCCAGCCCAAGGUUUUGGUGACACGGUAAAAUGAUGCCAGCAUUAUUUAUUUCCAAGUUUUCCUUUGACACAGACCAUUUGAACCAGAAAUUUUUUAAACUGCAAGAGCUGAACAUAGAGCAAUAUGCAUACGCCUCAGUUGGUUUUUGUUCGGAACCUUGAAUAUGCAAAGCACAGCAGUGACUGAGCCUUGGAGGAAGAGUACGAACGCUUCAUUGUGCCACAUGGCUUUGUUUUUUUUGUGAAAUUUGGAAUACGGUCUUCAAAUCUAAGACUUGAGAUGGAUUGUUCCACUUUCUUGGAAUUUAGCAAGACUUGCAUCAGUAUGUUUCAAAGCAUACCUUCCACUCAGUCCCUGUUUUAAUACGGAAAUGUGAAGUGCCCAUCCUCUGCUGCCUCUGGCAAGACUUGAUGUUUACAAAUGUACUCUGAAACUAUCGGUUCUAGACUUACCUUUGCGCAUGGCUGUGAAGGAACCACUAACUUGUUUUUUUUGCUUUUUUUAAAGAAAAAGAUCAAAUCUGAGACUGCAGCUCUUGUUUCUUUGGAUGCCAGAAAAGCCUCCCAUUUGCCAUAAUUUUGUUUGUGCACUGGGAACUGAGCAUUCAUCAUAGAGCACAGCCAAGCUUUACUCCAGUGCUAUAUGGGAAUGCAAUUUUUUAACGGCGGA